GUCACAUUGUCGGCUGAUCCGUCCCCUGUCGUGUCAUCUCUUGUUCCGCCAACCAUCAGGUCCACAAUGUCAAUAACCAAGCGUCUCAUUCCUGGCUUUUUGCGUGACCGCGCGGUCGCACUCAUUGGCGAGGAAUGCUACGUUUCUCUUGUUGAAAAUUUGAAUAUUUUCGAUACCAAGUGCCUCAAGUAUGCAAUCUCCAAGGGGCUCGGUGUGGGGCUCGUUCUCGGAGGCUUGAUCAUGAAACUGCCUCAGCUCAUCGUUAUUCUUCGAGCAAGAUCCGCUAGAGGGGUCAGCCUCACGGCCUACGGAUUUGAAACGCUCAGUUAUGGGAUCAUUACCGCCUAUUCAGCUCGGCAAGCCUAUCCAUUUUCAACAUAUGGAGAGAACUUCUUCUUAGGGAUUCAGAACGUUGUCAUCACGCUACUGAUUGUCUACUUUGCUCCCCGUUCGACCCCGACACAACUAGCCGGUGCGGCCGUCGCGAUAGCCGUGGGCGCAUACCUCCUUCUGACGAUACCCAUGUCAUAUCUGGCCAUGCUGCAAGGCUCGACCAUACCUCUAACGUUCCUUUCCAAGGUUCCACAGAUUAUCUCGAACCACCGCCUCCAAUCAACCGGGACACUUUCAUCUUUCGCAGUAUUUGCCGCCGUUGCCGGCACUUUUGCACGCCUCUUCACGACGGCUACCGAGGUCAAGGACCCCUUAGUAUUCUGGAGCUACGUCGGCGCCGCAGUACUCAAUGUCAUCAUUGGAGUUCAGAUGGCGAUGUACUGGCGAUCUGACGAGAGACCAUCUAUCCCGAAGUACCGCGAAGAUCAGAAGUAUCCUGUUGCCCAUGAACUCCCGCAGACGGCACCGAUCGGAACCCCGACUUCUCCAGGGAAGAUCGACCCUGCCGGUAGUCAUAAUGGCUCGGGUCGCCGCUGGACGAGAAAGUUAGAUUGAGGCAGGCUGAAAAACUGUUUAGGCGCGCACCAUACCCGUAUGUUCUAGUGAGGAGCGCU
Molecule: messenger RNA, 1007 nt
Organism: Dacryopinax primogenitus
Lineage: Eukaryota; Fungi; Basidiomycota; Dacrymycetes; Dacrymycetales; Dacrymycetaceae
Product: mannose-P-dolichol utilization defect 1 protein
Exons: 3
Coding region: 67-948 (293 amino acids)
Source: RefSeq, a predicted model, not a curated record